Ilyonectria robusta is the source of this 1182-nucleotide messenger RNA. RefSeq lists its product as uncharacterized. NCBI's taxonomy places the organism in Eukaryota, Fungi, Ascomycota, Sordariomycetes, Hypocreales, Nectriaceae. The record is from RefSeq and is a predicted model, not a curated record. The transcript is spliced from 5 exons. Bases 1 to 1182 code for a protein of 393 amino acids.
AUGGCUGUUCCCAACCGAGGCCCGGAGAUCCAGGCCGCUUGCUACACACUGCUGGUGACCGCCGUGACUUCGACCCUGCUCCGAUGCUAUGUGAGGGCUCGUAUGGUCAAGAAUUUUGGACUCGACGAUUGGUUUAUGGUGGCUGCCCUUACAACGUUCACCCUUUUCGUAAUCUUUACACUUGUCGGAGUCCAGCAUGGUACUGGCCAUCACCGCUCGGAUCUUAGCGAUGCAGACUUUGAGAUCGGCAUGAAGGUUUGGUGGUUUUGCUAUAUUUGGUAUAUAAUUACGAUGAUUAUGUCUAAACUCUCCAUCGGCUAUUUCCUCCUCCGAAUCACGGUUAAAAAGAUUCAUAAAUUCAUUGUCUACGGCGCUAUGAUGGCCUCGGUCAUAAUGGGAACCGCGUUCCUCUUUGUUACUCUCUUCCAGUGUCGCCCGAUUUCAUUCUUCUGGAACAAAGACCUGUCGGGAACUUGCGUCGACAUUGACGUUAUCAUAGCUCUUACAUACUUGUAUAGUACUGUCAGCCUGGUAUCAGACCUUACUUACGCGAUCCUACCUAUGUUUCUUAUCUGGAAUCUGAAUAUGGAUUUGAAGAGCAAAAUUGCUCUAGUACCUAUCAUGACGAUGGCCUGCGUGGCGAGCGCAGCUGUGGCAGUACGACUUCCAUACGUGAAAGACUUUAGAGACCCUGACUUCCUGUGGUCAACGGUUGAUCUUGCGGUUUGGUCGGCGGCGGAACAAGGUCUGGCCGUUGCAGCAGGGAGCUUCGCUACACUCCGACCGUUACUUCGAGCCAUUAGCCGAAAGCUAGGUCUAUCAUCAACGGGACCUUCCGAGAUUCAGGAUUCAGAGCGCGCAGCAGCCUCAAGAUUUGGCGGACAUUUGAGCCAUGCGACGGGUUACGGCAACCCGCAGCAAGGGCCCUUUAGCCUUACUACCUUUGCGUGUCAUGGUGAUGAUGAGUACACUGAAGCGGGCGGCGAGGCCGGCGACUCUGGGAGUGGCCAAACGGACAAGUCUUCAAUGGAGAAGGGCGCUUCUGGCUGGAGCUCACGACGGCCAACGAGCAAUGAAAGCGAGGAGGAAUUGACGGGGCCUGGGCAUGAGGGACGAACCGGCAACAGUCGACCGUCUAUUAAAAUUACAACCACCCUUCGAAUGGAAGAACACAGGGUGUAA